AUGAUGCGGAACGUGAGCAGGUGUGUGGUCCUCUUCACCUUGUGGUUCAGCUGUUCCUCUGCCCGUGGACCCACACCACUGAUGGAGCUAAAGAGCAUGAACAUGAUCACCUCUUUCAUUCCGGAGUAUCAACACAGUGUCUGUCUGGGUGUGACCAGACAGAUCACGUCUUUAUGGUUUGAUAGUAGGCACCAUAAUCAGGACUGGUACAUUGGAUCUAAGGACCUGCACACCCGCCUGUGUGUGGUGGAGCAACAGGGCCCUGUGGAGGUAGGUGUGCCACCGCCAACGCAAGGCGCGGAGGACCCAGAGAGUGUGCGGGCCGCACCGGUGCCGCGAACGACAGACGGGAGUGGAGAAGAAUUCGUACGCGAUGAGACUCUGGUGGAUCGCGUCACAGUGGAUGCUGCUCCAAGCUGGAGCACGGUGGCCAGACGCGGAGGACCGCGGCUGCAGGCUGCUCUUGCUAACCGCCGUCAAGCCAGCCUCGUCUUAAUUGAGAAUGAGGAGUCACGUGAUAAUUUGGGCGGGGUCUAA
Knipowitschia caucasica is the source of this 537-nucleotide messenger RNA. The record is from the annotation of a GenBank genome assembly. Lineage: Eukaryota; Metazoa; Chordata; Actinopteri; Gobiiformes; Gobiidae.